UUGCGAGGAGGCGGAGCACGUGUUCAGUUUGCGCUUCUUGCGCGAGGCGCGUUCUUACCGGGGGGAGCGCGUGAGUGGCUAGGUUGUGUGUGAUUGUACGCGUGUGUGUGUUUGCAUUCCCUCGCAAUCGCAGUUCAUUUCUUUUCUUAUUAUCGUCCUACAUUGCACACAGAGUAGAACAUUCUACCUGUAGUUUGUUUUUGAAACACUUGUUUCACAACCUGCGAAAAUCAUGUCAGCCUCGGCGGCUAAAGUGAGUAAAAAGGAGCUGAACUCUAACCAUGACGGAGCGGAGGAGACCUCUGAAAAGGAACAGCAGGAAGCCAUCGAACACAUCGACGAAGUACAGAAUGAAAUUGACAGACUUAAUGAGCAAGCGAGUGAGGAAAUAUUGAAAGUUGAACAGAAAUACAACAAACUCCGUCAGCCAUUCUUUCAGAAGAGGUCAGAACUGAUCGCCAAAAUCCCCAACUUCUGGGUCACGACUUUCGUCAACCACCCUCAAGUGUCUGCUCUUCUUGGGGAGGAGGAUGAGGAAGCACUUCACUAUCUGACCAGGGUGGAGGUCACAGAGUUUGAAGACAUCAAGUCAGGAUACAGAAUAGAUUUUUACUUCGAUGAAAAUCAGUACUUUGAAAACAAAGUUCUGUCCAAAGAGUUCCAUCUGAAUGAGAGUGGUGACCCAACUUCAAAGUCAACAGAAAUCAAAUGGAAGGCAGGAAAGGACCUGACAAGUCGGUCUGGGCAGACACAGAACAAGGCGGGCAGGAAGAGGCAGCACGAGGAGCCCGAGAGCUUCUUCACCUGGUUCACCGAUCACUCCGACUCUGGCGCUGAUGAGCUGGGAGAGGUCAUCAAGGACGACAUCUGGCCCAACCCCCUGCAGUACUACCUGGUGCCCGACAUGGAUGAUGAAGGAGAGGGUGAGGAUGACGAGGAGGAUGAGGAGGGUCUGGAAGACAUCGAUGAGGAGGGCGAAGAUGACGGAGAGGAAGAUGAGGAUGAUGAAGAUGGUGAUGAUGGAGAGGAUGACGACGGGGAGGACGACUGAAGCUGAACAACAGGAAGAGCCCCAACCUGCGCCCCCUCCUUCUCCACUUUUGCUCUCCCCACUUGAUUCCUCCAGCUUUUUUUUUUUUGGUUCGUUUCUCUUCCCCCUUUUUCUUCGAGAGCAGGAUGCACUCUAAUUUCUUCAGUGCUCACCUCUUCUCCCUCCUCCUCCGUUGAACCACCACCUCCUCCACCACCUACCCAGACUGUGCCAUGUCUAGAGGUCCCCUUCCUUCCCCUUCUCCUCCUCCUUGACGGACUCAUAAUAAACUGACUGCAAACUCCCCUGCUGCCUCCAUGGCACUCCUCACCACCAUGUCACUUCCCAGGUGUAUUUUGAGGUAAAAAAGAAAAACAAAACAAAAAAAAGUAGCGUCAGCAACGCAUCUGGAGUAGAGCAACCAAUAAAUAGCAAUUUAUAUAUAUGUACAAAUAUGUAUGAUUUUCUUCCUGUAAAAGGUUGUGUGUGUGGAGAGGGAAAAAAACGAUGAACAAAAGCCAUGGUGCAGUGAACUGCUAGGAUUUUAGCGUUUUCGCAAGGUUUUUUUCUCUGCUCAGUUCAGCGUUAGGGCCCUUCCAGAAGUUUUUUCCUGCCAUGUGGUUAACAAUAGUAAUUACCAGCUCAUUCCUGUCACCUCUUGUAACAUUGCUUUGAGGUCAUUUUUGGGUGGGAUGGGGUCUUUGAGGGUUGUGUAUGGGAAGGGUGGGUUUGACAUUAUUUUAAGUUUUGUUUUGAUUUUUAACUGUAUUGUUUUUCAGACAUCCACACAAUUUGAAAUGACUUUUUUUGAUAAAAUAAAAACUAAAACAGGAAAAGA
Engraulis encrasicolus (European anchovy) is the source of this 1868-nucleotide messenger RNA. RefSeq names its product SET nuclear proto-oncogene a (gene seta). The record is from RefSeq and is a predicted model, not a curated record. Gene Ontology annotation, biological process: nucleosome assembly. NCBI's taxonomy places the organism in Eukaryota, Metazoa, Chordata, Actinopteri, Clupeiformes, Engraulidae. The transcript has 8 exons. Gene Ontology annotation, cellular component: chromatin; nucleus. The coding region runs from base 233 to 1051 and encodes 272 amino acids. Gene Ontology annotation, molecular function: chromatin binding; histone binding.